ACAGCUGCUUCAAGGGUGAAACAGAGCUACAAGGAUGAUGUCUCAAGCUGUGGUUUUGGUCUUGUUGGCUGUUCUUGGACACAUAAGUGGCAAUUUUGGAGCUAAUAUUGCUAAAGGUGGAAAAGUGACUCAGUCCUCCGUGGGGUGGGAUGGCAUUCCUGAAAGGGCCAUUGAUGGAAAUCGUGCUAGUGUCUAUCAACAGAGAUCCUGCAGCCACACAGCACGUGGUGAUAAAAAACCAUGGUGGAGACUGGACCUCCUGAAGACGUAUAACAUCAACACUGUCACCAUCACCAACAGGAGAGAUUGUUGCCACAAGAGGAUCAAUGGUGCUGAGAUCCGCAUUGGAAACUCCCUCAAUGACAAUGGCAACAAUAAUCCCAGAUGUGAUGUCAUCUCAUCUUUGGGACCCGGCACCUCCAAGACCUUUGCGUGUAAAGGAAUGGAAGGCCGUUACGUAAACAUUGUGAUUCCUGGAAGACGAGAGUACCUGACACUGUGUGAGGUGGAAGUCACUGGGACAGAAACCGUUGAUUCCAGUGAAAAUGAUUGUGGCUAAGUCAUAAAUAAUUCUAAAGUAAAGCUUAUCUUUGCAUGUUUCUGCUUCUUUUUUCCAUUAAUAAAAUAUUUCUACUUAUGGUCAAUAACUGAUAGUAGAGUUUAACAAUGUCAAAUUACACAUUGUUAACAAUUUCUGCAUGCCAUUUUAGUGCUUUACUGUACCUGGAAGCUUAUUCCCUUUCUUUCCAAGAGUUAGAGGACAAUUCUUGAUGACCCUCUCAUAUUUGUGUUAUAAAUUUGAAAAUACCAUUUGCAGCUGGCUAAUUUAACAGAAGACUGUUGGCAGAUAAGCCUUGCUGGCUCUGUCCAAGUAAUUUACCUCUAGCCUAUUUAUCAGCUACUGUUCAACAACCUGACCCAAACAUGACAGGUUUGUUUGUUUAGGCUUGGGUUUGUAUUAUUUGUGUUAGCCAACUUAAAGACUGACUUUCCAAAGCACAGAGACCUAUGUAACCAUAUCUUUGAAGAAGAAAUAACAAAAGUAUAGCCUAUGUCUGGGUCUCAAAUUUAGCAGCAUCAGGCCAGUUUUCAGUCAGGUCUUUAGAAAGACUCACGUAAAGGCUGAGUUCGAUUUGGAUUUUAGGCCGUCGACAUCUAACUCUUUGCAAGAAAGGCAAACUGCUCGGAAUUCUCUAAACUAGCUACGGUAUAUUUUAAUGUACGCUUUUCUGUUGCAAGUAAAAAAAAUAUAAUAUAGUAUUAUAAGUUUUAAGUUCCAGCAACUGCUGUAAGUUUGGGAAACAUACUUUGCUAAGCAUGGACUUGGAGUCUGCAGCCUCACACAUUGUUUUGUGGGAAUGUGUUUCUGUGGAUGUAGCGCCAUCUCAUGGUGACAACCUGGAAGUGAAUACAUCUAGUUUCCUGUGCAUUACAUAAAUAAAAUAUAAA
This is a messenger RNA of Anoplopoma fimbria (sablefish), 1449 nucleotides long. RefSeq names its product fucolectin-like. The transcript has 4 exons. The record is from RefSeq and is a predicted model, not a curated record. NCBI's taxonomy places the organism in Eukaryota, Metazoa, Chordata, Actinopteri, Perciformes, Anoplopomatidae. The coding region runs from base 35 to 559 and encodes 174 amino acids.